AUGGCUUCCCAGACUCCGGCCGUUGUCAUGGACAACGGUACCGGUUAUUCCAAGCUUGGUUUCGCCGGUAACGACUCGCCCUCUUUCGUCUUUCCCACCGCAAUUGCGACCAAAGCUGGUGCCGGAAGCGCUGGCUCCUCCGCUGCCGGUAGACCUCCUGUUGCGAACAAACCGUCCUUCCUAGCUAGCGGUGGUGGGGCAGGCUCCCAUCUAUCCGCGAAGCGUGGUACAGAGGACUUGGACUUCUUCAUUGGCGAUGAAGCUCUGGCAGCGGCCAACGGGCCCGGUUAUGCGAUCAACUACCCCAUUCGCCAUGGUCAGAUUGAGAACUGGGAUCACAUGGAGCGGUUCUGGUCGAAUUCCAUCUUUAAGUACUUGCGCGUCGAGCCGGAGGACCACUACUUCCUCCUCACCGAGCCGCCCUUGAACCCCCCGGAGAACCGUGAGAACACCGCCGAGAUCAUGUUCGAGUCUUUCAACUGUGCCGGUCUAUACAUUGCCGUCCAGGCUGUGUUGGCCCUUGCUGCCUCGUGGACCUCCUCGAAGGUGACCGACCGCUCUCUCACCGGAACGGUCAUCGAUUCCGGUGACGGUGUCACACACGUUAUUCCCGUCGCCGAAGGCUACGUCAUCGGAUCAUCUAUCAAGAGUAUACCCAUUGCCGGUCGCGAUAUCACCUACUUUGUCCAGAGCUUGCUCCGUGACCGCGGUGAGCCGGAUAGCAGCCUGAAGACGGCUGAGAAGGUCAAGGAAGAGUACUGCUACGUGUGCCCCGACAUCGUCAAGGAAUUCGCCCGCUACGACCGUGAGCCGGACCGCCUGCUUAAGCACACCGUGACUUCGCCCAACGGCCGGACCGUGAGCAUCGAUGUGGGCUACGAACGUUUCCUGGCGCCCGAGAUCUUCUUCAACCCCGAGAUUUAUUCCUCGGACUUUUUGACCCCCCUGCCUAAUGUCGUCGACGGCGUGAUCCAGUCUUCCCCCAUCGAUGUGAGAAGGGGUCUUUACAAGAACAUUGUGUUGUCCGGUGGAUCUACGCUGUACAAGGACUUUGGACGGCGUCUUCAGCGUGACAUCCGUCAUCUGGUGGAUGCACGCAUUCGGGCGUCGGAGGCGCGCAGCGGAGGCGCCAGAAGUGGUGGACUGGACGUGGCGGUUGUGACACACAAGAGACAGCGCCAUGGACCGUGGUUCGGAGGUAGCUUGCUCGGACAGACGCCGGAGUUCCGCAGUUACUGCCACACCAAGGCAGAGUACGACGAGAUUGGUCCUAGUAUUGUGCGCCGCUUUGCGCUGUUGGGAGGCCCUGGCAGUUCGUAA
Molecule: messenger RNA, 1320 nt
Organism: Aspergillus niger
Lineage: Eukaryota; Fungi; Ascomycota; Eurotiomycetes; Eurotiales; Aspergillaceae
Exons: 4
Coding region: 1-1320 (439 amino acids)
Biological process (GO): Arp2/3 complex-mediated actin nucleation
Cellular component (GO): Arp2/3 protein complex; actin cortical patch
Molecular function (GO): actin filament binding
Source: RefSeq, a predicted model, not a curated record